Impatiens glandulifera is the source of this 813-nucleotide messenger RNA. Its product is annotated as transcription factor WER-like. The record is from RefSeq and is a predicted model, not a curated record. NCBI's taxonomy places the organism in Eukaryota, Viridiplantae, Streptophyta, Magnoliopsida, Ericales, Balsaminaceae. The transcript is spliced from 3 exons. Bases 39 to 656 code for a protein of 205 amino acids.
AAAGAGAAAGAGAUAAACACAGAGUUUUCAGUUCAACAAUGGUGGAAAACGGUGAACGUAAUGAUCAGUUAAUGAACAAGAAAGGACAAUGGAACGAGGAAGAAGACAGGGUUUUGAUGGAGUACAUUCGUGUCCAUGGUUGUGGUCGCUGGAAUCGCAUUGGUAACAUUACUGGCUUGAUGAGAUGCGGAAAGAGUUGUCGACUGAGAUGGCUUAAUUAUCUUAAUCCGAUGAUUAACCAUGGAGAUUUCUCCGACGAAGAGAAUGAUCUCAUUAUUCGGCUUCACAAACUCCUUGGCAAUAGAUGGUCGUUGAUUGCUGGAAGGAUACCGGGAAGAACAGAUAAUCAAGUAAAAAACCAUUGGAAUACAAAUUUAAGGAAAAGUUUGGGUGUAAACGACGUCGUUGUGAAAGGAGGAAGGAAGAAAAAGUCAAUGGUGAUGGGCUCAAAGAAAAGGGGAAAGCCCAUUGAGAAUGCUUCUGAAGAUAAGAGGCCCAAAAGUGAUAGAAAUGAAGGCCCAUUGAAUGAUGAUCAUCAUCAGGUUUGUAAUUCGGUGGAGACAAUAUGGUUCAGGCCCAAUGAAGAAGAAGAUUUGAUGAACUUUCACAUUCCUAAUGAUUUUCUUGAUUUCGUUAACUUUGAUAAUUUGUAUUAACCUAAUUAAUUAUCUUCCUUUUUAGGCCUAUGUUAAAAUCACUAGAAUAAAUGUUUCUUAGUUUUUAUUUAUUUAUGAGUGACUAGCAGCUAGCUAUGUAAUCAUAUUUAUCUUGUUUUAAUCUUUGAGUUGCAUUAUUAGUAAUUAAUUAAUUAAU